AUGUCUGAAACAUGGGACAUGUACGGUAGGCUGGGUGCUAUCGAUAAGACCGUCGCGCUGGGACUGAGACGACGACUAGGACCAUCACUGGUCCAUAUCGGACAUGCCGGGCACUUGCGUAAUGCUCUUCACCAUGCUUCACUUGAUCGCCCUCGCUCUCCAAUCGCGCCGACGAGGACGUUGCGGGCUACAUGGGCCGGCUGCUCGGACAGGGCGAAUUAUAGCCAGCAUUGCCAGUUUUUUUUUUGCAAGCAAAAAAAUAGAUACUGUGGAGAAGGGUACCGUCCCCGCAUCAUGUGCUCCGGCCACAUGAGUGAAGUGGCGCACCGCAUCACCGCAUUGCCAGCAGCAGCAUCACCGACAGCAGAAGCAUCGUCAGCUCAAGCAACGUCAACCUGUAGACUGCCCAAGACUACCUCGACUACACCCACUCGCAAGACUCUGCCAGCAACACACCCCUUGACAAGCGCAGAAAGCCUUCACCCAUCCCUUGCACCCCCCGGCCCCCCCGAAAAGGGUAUCAAAGCCGCUGCGGUCCCCUCUCCAUCUGGACGCCCAGGGAAAGCUUCUGGAAUCCGUGUCAUGUUGCAACACCACAUGCUCGACACUCCGCCAACGGCGUCUAGUCCACUCCGUCUAGGUGCUGCUGCUGCUGUCCUUCACGGCCGCCUGUUACGGCCGGCCGGCCCCCGUGUGCUCUUGCUGAUCAAGCGCCUCGUUGCUUCUCAUCUCCGGCCAUGCAUGUCCAAAUCGUCAUUUGCACAUUGUGCCCGCCAUGAGCAGCCCGUCGCAAUCUUCGCUCACGCCUAUCCACGUGUGCACAACGCUUUCGCCGUGCCCGUCGGUCAGCUUAGAUCCGACUAA
This is a messenger RNA of Bipolaris zeicola 26-R-13, 864 nucleotides long. RefSeq lists its product as uncharacterized. The record is from RefSeq and is a predicted model, not a curated record. The transcript is spliced from 6 exons. The coding region runs from base 1 to 864 and encodes 287 amino acids. NCBI's taxonomy places the organism in Eukaryota, Fungi, Ascomycota, Dothideomycetes, Pleosporales, Pleosporaceae.